Tupaia belangeri chinensis (Chinese tree shrew) is the source of this 1246-nucleotide messenger RNA. It is a transcript of the gene PPIE, whose product is annotated as peptidylprolyl isomerase E. The transcript has 10 exons. The coding region runs from base 10 to 915 and encodes 301 amino acids. Gene Ontology annotation, cellular component: mitochondrion; cytoplasm. Gene Ontology annotation, biological process: protein folding; protein peptidyl-prolyl isomerization. Gene Ontology annotation, molecular function: peptidyl-prolyl cis-trans isomerase activity; cyclosporin A binding; RNA binding. The record is from RefSeq and is a predicted model, not a curated record. Lineage: Eukaryota; Metazoa; Chordata; Mammalia; Scandentia; Tupaiidae.
GGAAACAAGAUGGCUACCACCAAGCGUGUCCUGUACGUGGGUGGGCUGGCAGAGGAAGUGGACGACAAAGUUCUUCAUGCUGCUUUUAUUCCUUUUGGAGACAUCACAGAUAUUCAGAUUCCUCUGGAUUAUGAAACAGAAAAGCACCGAGGAUUUGCUUUUGUUGAAUUCGAGUUGGCAGAGGACGCUGCGGCAGCCAUCGACAACAUGAAUGAAUCUGAGCUCUUUGGACGGACAAUUCGUGUCAACUUGGCUAAGCCAAUGAGAAUUAAGGAAGGCUCCUCCAGACCAGUUUGGUCUGAUGAUGACUGGCUGAAGAAAUUCUCUGGGAAGACUCUUGAGGAGAACAAAGAAGAAGAGGGGUCAGCGCCUCCCAAAGUGGAGACCCAGGAGGGAGAACCCACGGCAAAAAAAGCCCGGUCAAACCCUCAGGUGUACAUGGACAUCAAGAUUGGGAACAAGCCGGCUGGCCGCAUCCAGAUGCUCCUGCGCUCAGACGUCGUGCCCAUGACGGCAGAGAAUUUCCGUUGCUUGUGCACCCAUGAAAAGGGCUUUGGCUUUAAGGGAAGCAGCUUCCACCGUAUCAUCCCCCAGUUCAUGUGCCAGGGCGGCGAUUUCACAAACCACAACGGCACCGGGGGCAAAUCCAUCUAUGGGAAGAAGUUUGAUGACGAAAACUUCAUCCUCAAACACACGGGACCAGGCCUGCUGUCCAUGGCCAACUCCGGCCCAAACACGAAUGGUUCCCAAUUCUUCUUGACCUGUGACAAGACAGACUGGCUGGACGGCAAGCAUGUGGUGUUCGGGGAGGUCACCGAAGGCCUGGAUGUCCUGCGGCAGAUUGAGGCCCAGGGCAGCAAGGACGGGAAGCCAAAGCAGAAGGUGAUCAUCGCGGACUGCGGGGAGUACGUGUGAGGCGGUGCCUUCCCUGCCUGUACCCUGCAUGGCCGUGUCCACGCCCGGUGAGGAGCGGCCAGCCUCAGAGCCAGCACCACAGUGUCUUGGGGGAGCUGGGUUUUCAGCCUGAGCACUUCCUCAGGGUCAGCAGCUCAGGCUGCGCGGACUGGACUUCCUCUGGGUCCCCCAAGGCGGCUGAGGCCUGGAGCAGCCGCACGGCCCACUCUCUCCACCGCACAGGCCGGAUGUGGCCUCGGGCUUUUUCAGGUGUUUGCUGCCUGGCCAGGCCGGCCCCCCGGGGUGCUUCUGGACAUUUUCUUUGCUAAAAUAAAUUCUAAUAGUUUUGGUC